Molecule: messenger RNA, 4918 nt
Organism: Toxoplasma gondii ME49
Lineage: Eukaryota; Apicomplexa; Conoidasida; Eucoccidiorida; Sarcocystidae
Product: WD repeat domain 35 family protein
Exons: 7
Coding region: 914-4918 (1334 amino acids)
Biological process (GO): intraciliary retrograde transport; non-motile cilium assembly; protein localization to cilium
Cellular component (GO): non-motile cilium; intraciliary transport particle A
Molecular function (GO): protein binding
Source: RefSeq, a predicted model, not a curated record
CAGCCAUGGAGUUAUGGACAUGGUGAGAAGAAAAUGGAAAACCUCUUUUACCCCCUCAGAGGAGACUUGCCCGUUACGUUUCCUGCGGAACAGGGAAGCACACAGAAAGCUCAUUAAUUUAACUUGUUUGAACGUUGAACAAGAUGGCACGGCAAGCUGCGACUUUUGUGAAGACCCCCGAGGGGACUCCCCAGCGUCUCGCCAGUGCAUGCUCUCUUAAGUCCACAGUUACGCCUCACGUCUCUUUCCAUUCCAUCCCUACGGACCAGUACUUCCGAAGAAAGCCGUACGUGUUUUUGACAGAUCCUGGAUGAUAAAUGUCUAGUUCGCUGUCCAGAAACGAACUGCUUCUGCAGUCGGAUGCGACUGGUGCACACGAGAAAGACGCAGGAAGUGCCGAACCAGUUCAUCCUCCAACGGUCUGUCUACGACGCAGGAGAUCAGGUGAUCGUGAACAACGUAAUCCAGGUUUUCUGUCACAGCGGUCGCCACCGGAACGUCGUUUCGUGCACGCUCGUCGUUCAAGUCACCUUGUAAACUCUAAACGAGUAGUGCAGGGGAACAGCAAAUGUCACUGGUUCUACUUCAGUUCUGCUGGUCGUGUGACGUAUGCAAACUGGCUGACGAGCGCCUUUCAUUGUGGUCUUCUUGUUUGCAAGUAGCCUCUCAAAGGGUCUGCACCUCUUUUUGGGGGGCUGGUUUUACACAGCAAUGCCAAUUUUGAACCCGACUUCCAAAUGAUCGUGGACAUUAACAGAGAACUCUAUCUAAUCUAUUCAGUCAGUUUCCUGCAACGCAGAUGCAAGUAUACAAGCUCUGAAGGGAGACCGGCGAUUGCUUCUGCAACUUCCUCGACCGCACGCGGACAAAGGAGGAAGCCGUUGAGUCAGAUGCAUUGUCAGAAGUGCCCAAAAUGCUCGCAUUUUUUGUAAAGAAGGUGACGCCUGCAGCAGGCGCGGAGAUUGUCAGUUUAUCCUGGCAAAACUACUCGGGAUAUCUGGCACUCGGGUUCCGGGAUGGCAUGCUCAAAGUACUCGACGCCGCUCACAUUGCGGAAUCCGUACCGAAGGAUGCACCGAAGGCCGAAGAUGGAGGCGGUAGCCGCUCACGGAUUGAAAGUACAAUAAAUCAUAUUCAGACGCUUUCUUCUGGGAAAGAUUCAGAGGCGAAGCAUGCUGCGGAUGUUCACCUUGUGGCAUGGAACGAAAAAGAGAACAGCUUGACGUCCGCGGACCAGGCUGGGUGUGUUGCGAUCUGGAAAGCGGAAGGCAGCCAGUGGGUGAACGAGUUGACAAACAUCGAUACCUCGAAGAAAGUCGUGCAUGUCGCGUGGGCACCGGAUGGGAAGAAAAUCUGCAUUCUUGCCGCGGAUGGAAAUCUGGUUCUCGGCACAGCCGACGGCAAGCGCUUGUGGAGUAAAGACCUGAAGCGCGCCAUGACUCGGGCAGCAUGGUCGCCGGACGGCCGGAAAAUACUUCUUUGCUCCAUGACAGGCGAAAUUGUUUUCUACGACAACGAAGGUUUAUACAGCCAUAGACUUCGCACACAACUCGCCGACAACCCCGAAGACAGAGCAGAACCUCUUCUGCCCGUUGCAGGUAUCCACUGGCGAAGAGUCACGAGUCAACAGAACAGUGGCGAAGCUGAGGCUCCGACGCUGGCAAUUGCGUACGAAAACGGACUUGUUCAGCUUUUCCGCAGCGAUGCCGACGAAAGCCCCCUAACGUUCGAUGCCUGUCUACACCGCUGCCUGUCUAUCCAGUGGCACCCUACGCAUCCUAUUUUAGCGGUUUUCGGAGAAUCCAGACUCCUCCAUCCCGACGCACGUGACUGCAGACUUUCUCAACCCACAACACCUCACAGUUGUAUGAUUCGGUUCUACAGCGUCGAGCAGAAAAGGCACCUUUACACACUUGUCGUACCCAAACAUGAAGCGGGGUCGGCCUUUAGCUGGGAUGCGCAUGGAGAACGUUUGGCUGUUGCCUCAAAGGGCGCUGUUCUCUUCGCAACAUUCCGCAUGAAAACACCGGCAGCGUAUUUCGCUCAGACACUAAUUUACACACAAACUGGGAUGCUGUCACGUCAACAGGCGCUAUCACUUUGGUUCUGGAACGUUGACACCAAUAGCAAACAUCUUAGGUCCCUGCGGGCACCUGUUCGGCAUCUGCUUGGUUCCACGCAGUGCUGUGUUGUUAUAACCGAUGCACACGAGGAAGACGGGACGACUGAAGCUGUGGCGAAUUCUCGGCCGGGAGGAAAUUCGGCGGCAGACCCUCCAAAAAACGACGUGGGAAAGCAGUACGCGAUUAGCCUCUACAAUAGCAUUGCCGAGCCAAUGAAAACAACGUACACUGAAGUCGAGCCGGAGUUUGCAGCCGUAACUGAUGACCACGUUCUUGUUGCGGAUUCUCGUCGGGUGUUUCUUUGGAAAUUCGCAGCAAGUAGAGCAGACAGGGCUGAUGGGGCGCCGCACAAAGUGAGCGUAGAUAGUUCGAAACCCCAGAUUGGAACGACCAGCAACAUAGGAAGCGCCGCGGCGUCUUGCUCCAUAAUGGCCAUCCUCGAGGAAAGCGAAGGAUCACGUUGCUUAGGUCGGAGAGAAACAAUUGUUGAAGUCGAGACAGUCCUUAGUCAGGAAGCGACAGAAGAUACCAAACACGCCACAGCGAUACGAAAUUGCGUAGGAAGGCAGUCACGGUGGGGAAGAGGGGAUAAUCCCGCUGGAAAUCCAAUUGUUGCUCUCGCCGCCAUCAACGGCUGCUUUGUCGUGGCCAGGAGAAAUGGGGAACUUCGCCGAUAUUCAUUGCCAUUCGCGCAACUGGAAGCCACCUGUAAUACAGAAACACUUCCUCUGUCAAUUUACUUGAACUGCGAUGCGACACGCUUGGCCAUCGUAGAUAUCUUCAACAAUUUCGGAUUGCGGAACGCGAGUGUGUCUUCCCCCCAUUUGUCAAAAGAAGAGACAACAGAGACGACGGAAUCAGGUCACCGCAACGCAGAAAGGAGUUCGUUUGGAGCCCCUUUAAACUUCACGAGACAAGAUGUGUGUGAUGUUUUGUGGUCCCGCGAUGAGGCGGAUCACUUCGCUAUGAUGGAGAAGAGCACCAUUUAUCUUGUCAGAGGGACAACGCUAGAGGAACCCCUGAGGCGCUCCGCAUCCUUCCUUGGUGAUCUGCACCAGUUGCGGCUCGAGCUCUUUGAUUUGGAUGAGCUCCAGAAGACAUCCGCAGAGCCGAACGCACGACUUCACAGGCUCCAGUACGAAACCAAGAGAUUACGCGACACACGCGACAUCCUCGAGAAGGCACGCGAACUCGACGACGCGAUCACUUACGCCGAAAACGCAUCUCAUCCCUCUCUUUGGAAGCUCAUCGCUCAAAACGCUCUUGAACAGAUGAAACUCGAAAUCGCCGAGAAGGCAUUCGUCAACUGCCAGGACUACUGGGGUUUGCAGUUCAUAAAGCGAAUUCGUGCGCUGAACGAGGAACAACGGGAGGCGGAGGUUCGUGCAUACUUUGGGGACUUUGAUCGGGCAGAAUCUCUGUACCUCGCGACGAAUCGCCGUGACCUCGCCCUCUCUUUGCGGUCAGCGGUCGGCGACUGGCGCCGCGUUAUUGAGUUGGGACGCGCGCCACCUGACUCGGACUUCGUGUGCACUUCGGUGCUGCAGAGGGCGACGAAGGCGCUCGGAGACAGCUGCCGAGAACAGGGCCAGUGGCGAGAAGCCAUUGAAGCGUACCGGUCUAUCCGUGAUCACCGCGCCCUCGCACAGGCCUACUACAACACAGAGCAGUUUGACGAACUGGAAAAUCUGGUUGGAGAUCUCCUGCCGGAGACAGAUCGAGAGUUGCUUCUCGAGAUUGGCGAAAAAUUCGCCUCCGUCGGUCUGUGUCCUGCGGCCGUGCGAGCCUUCAUGAAAGCGGGGGAUACGCAAGCAGCAAUCGACUGCUGCAUCCGCUUGAAUGAGUGGGACACUGCCGUUACACUUGCCGAGCAAGGCCGUUUCCACCAAAUCGAACCCCUUCUCACAAAAUGCGCUGGACACUUGCUGGAACAGAACAAGCACAUGCAGGCAGUGCAACUCUACCAACGGGCUGGGAAGCCAUUGGAGGCAGCUAAAAUCCUCAUGCAACUCGCUGCUCUCGGCGAAGGCUAUGCUCAUCAACCUGGGAUACAGUCUCCGCAAUACAAGCCGGAGAGAAAGAAAAAGCUGUACGUGCUCGCGGCACUAGAAGCUGAGAAGAUCACGGAUAAAACGCUCCAAGGCGUUCUUCAGGUGCAGUCCCCCGCAAGGCGGACGUCAAGAGGACCAUCGCCUUCUUCCGACGUUUUGAGGAAUUCAGGAAUGAGUGACAGCGAGGCAACUGGUGCUGAGAAAAACGCAGGUGGGGUGGAAAAGGACAAACGAUUUUGUGAUGCACGCUUGGUAGUUGAAACUGGGACCUCUGCUCCGACGUCGGAGUUACAGUCUCAGACUUAUGCGUGCCAUAUGACCCAAGUACACAAACAAUUGAUUAACGGAGCCUACGACGCGGCUGUAUGCACAGCUGUGCAGUUGACGGAGCAUUCCGAUUUUAUUGACGGUUUAACUGCCUUUAGCGUCCUUGCACUCGCCAGCUUCUACGCACGCAACUGGGAGCUCUGUUCCAAAGCGUUUAUGUUUCUGGAAAACUCUGGCGAUGUGCCGACAGAGCAGAGAGAGGCCUUCGCGGAACUCGCUGUCGAAAUCUUCAGUCGACACCCGCCCGCUCACGAAAAUGAAAACCCUCCUCUCUGCACCUUGGUCGUCCCAUACACCAGGUUGAUCCAGCAGCUCGUCGAGCUACUAACGACUUUGGUGGAACAGCGUCACAGUGUGUCUCGGCUGAGCAAGAAUUGCUAUCAUGCCGCACAUGUCGUCACAGAAUGUUUGUUGUAG